AUGGCUACCACGCAGUCAAGUACGUGCCAAUGCCUUGGGGUUCAUGGAGGGAUCGUCCCUGCUAACGGUCUCCGCGUAGAUCCCGCAUCCACCUCGCCCACAACGUCGACUUCCGCCGCCACCGGGCUGCGACGAAGUUGUAUAUUUUGCCGUGCGCGCAAAAUCCGUUGCUCCGGCGGUCAUAUAUGCAGUGCAUGUCGCGAACGCAAUAUCAACUGCGUGUACGGGCCCGAGGCCCGCAAAGGCCGCCCUCGGCGCAAACCGUCCAGCCUCGAUCGUUCGCAACGACUCUCGCCGCCCACCAGCAACCCCGGCGACGCAGAUUCGGGCGUGAACACGCCGACUCGGCGUCAUCUGAGUCCCCUCGAUGCCGACCGCACCCUGGGUCAGGACUUGGAGCAGAUGUUCACCGAAUACUUCAUCCAGCAAUCCGGGUCCCGCUCCAAUCUGUUCCAGAAUUCCAUCGCCGCAUUCCAUCGACAAAUGGGCCGUUCGUCGCCCAGCCAUUCGUCGCCAGAGUCGCGGGCGUGGCUGCACUACGAGGGUCUCUUGUCCUUCUUGGCCCAUGACAUGGUCGAAAUGCUACUGGGCCUCAGCAGCCUAGGAUGCGAGCGACCCCGCGCCGCCAACCGAAGUUUUUAUAUUACGAGCCUGGCCGCCGAUACCACCUGCGAGAUGUUUGACUCACCUCUCACGAUGAAAAACCCCUUAUCGGUACUGGGGAAGUACAGGGUGCUCCAGAUGGUGGACCUCUGGUUUUCGAUGCAUCCCCUCUCCCCGGUGGUCUCCAAGACGCUGCUGAUCAGCGAGAUCAAGGACGAAACCGUGGACCCGGCCCUGCUGGCAAUCAUCCUGGCCGACGCCUGCCAGGUGCAUCACGGUCCCCAGGCUCGGACGCGCGAACGCCAAGGCCCGGGGGCCGAUCAGGAAGACCCGGCCACGCUGAUUCGGUUUGCCGCCAAUCACCUCCGACCGCGCGCGGCGUUGUGCGGCGAUUCGGAUCCGCUGUCCACGGCGCAGGCGCUGCUUCUCAUGGGCUGGCGAGAGCUCUGCCUGGGCAACGCACGCCGGGGCACCUGCUACGUAGGCUACACCUGUCGCAUCGUGUCUCGACUGCACAAGAUGUGGGCGGACGAGUCCUCGAUGGAGGUGGACAGCAUCAAGUUGAAUGGCAUUGACAUCGGGUUGGUGAAGCGGGAGAUCCUGCAGAACAUUUACUGGCUGUGUCUGUCGACCACGACAUGGUCCUUUAUGCAGAUCAAUCAACCGUUUUCGCUACUGCUGCCGGAGGAGAUCCCCGACUUCCCCAGCAUGGACGAGUCGCUCUCCCCGAGUCUCCGCCUCGACCGCGCCUCCGACAACAUCUCCACGCUGCAGGGACAGACGCGGACGAUGCAAUGGCUGUGGCCGCUUAGCCACAUAACCAGCACGGUGGCCCAUAUCUACACGCUUUUCCUCAACGUAUCCGGCAACGAUGAAACGCCGCGCACAGAAAUCGCCCCGUGGCAAACCCAGCACAUCCACGAGCUGCAUCAUCUGCCCCAGGCCUGUUUCGAUCCGUCCGUUUUGUCCCGACAUAUUCGGCGCAUUCUGCUGCAGGCCAUCCAGGCCGUCGAGCGAGAGGUCACGCACCUCCCCUCGCAGUCCUUCCUGUUGACCGCGUACCACACGAUCGUUAUCCAUAUGCUCUUUGCUCGGCAUCGACGAUGCCAUGAGUCUCCCCACGUCAACCCGGUCACCGUGCAUGCGUUUAUUCAAUCGGCCACCGCACUGCUGGCCAUCGCACAGCGUUCGCCACUCGUUGACUCGAGUCCGGUCGCUUCGCCCCGCAUGAUGAGUGACAGGGGCGCGGACGUAAUGCGCACGCUCGCCCUCGGCCUAGAUACAUGUAGUCGCGCGCUGGCGCACAUUCACGGACAUUCUCAUCAAUGGAUGGGCGCAGGCGACGAGACUGACGCAGCCGCGAUCACAGCGCAACUCGCGGACUAUGCUCAUCAAAUGCACCAGCUUUGCAAGGGCGACUCCCUCCUCUCUUCCGGACCGGUGAUUCGGCCGGUCAAACGACGGUUCAAACAGCUGAAACAUGUCUUUUCCACUUCCCCGUCGCCAACCAACGGGAGAUCUCUACCUACGUCCGUUAUCGCCGACAGCGCCAGUCCCCUUUCGGUGUCGAUCGCCGACGAUGCACCGCCACUGGUGGCGGGUCGCUCAUCCGGGAUUUCCCUGACACAAUCAAUCGCCAGCCCGUCGCCGGCACUGUCUGAUUGUCCGGCCGAGGUCAUCGAUUCUUACUUCUUCCUCGGAGAUCCUGACAUGGGCUCUCUGCUCGGCCUAACCGGGUUCAUCAAGCCCGGGCCGGGCCCCCGGGUCGGUAUCCCGCCGUCUCGGUCGAGUCCAGCCGCGCACCCCACGCAGUCCCAUACGUCCAUGUUCCCUUCCAUGGACUUUCACGGUCGCGAUAAUCUCCCUUUCAGCAGCCCCGCAUCCGCCAGUGGACAGAUUGGUGCCGGCGUUCACUCCGUCGCAGAUCCUUACGGCGUACCCUUCCCUCAGGAACCCAGUCAGACCCCAAUUCAAACCCGUCACAUACCUUCGGAUUCGUUGGACUCGGUCCCGUCAGAGAAUGAGAUCGCGUCCCUGCGGACUACCGAAAAAGAAACUGUCUCCGAUCCCUGGGCUCUCCCGUCUUCAUGGCUGGAGCCAUUCGGCACUGGGCUUGGGAACGGGACGGAUGGAAUUUUCCGACCGUGA
Aspergillus melleus is the source of this 2751-nucleotide messenger RNA. RefSeq names its product Zn(II)2Cys6 transcription factor. Gene Ontology annotation, molecular function: zinc ion binding; DNA-binding transcription factor activity, RNA polymerase II-specific; DNA binding. The coding region runs from base 1 to 2751 and encodes 916 amino acids. Gene Ontology annotation, cellular component: nucleus. NCBI's taxonomy places the organism in Eukaryota, Fungi, Ascomycota, Eurotiomycetes, Eurotiales, Aspergillaceae. The record is from RefSeq and is a predicted model, not a curated record. Gene Ontology annotation, biological process: DNA-templated transcription; regulation of DNA-templated transcription. The transcript has a single exon.